AUGAGGAUAUCGAAAGUAGGAGGACGAGCUUCUCCGAUUUCUCUGAGGGUGAGAAAGGCCUUGAGAUACGUGUCCAUCACGACGCUGCUUUUCGCUUUAACCGUUCUAAAUUCGGUUCAGAUGAUGCCCUUGUACUACGAUCAAGAGGCUGUGAGGCUGCAAGACGUCAUGAGACAGAAGUUUGAGAAUGAAUCACAUAUAGACGCGUCGUCCACAAGACAAGAACAGAGUAAUUCUCAGCAUUUCGUCUCGACAUCAAAACCUAGUGUCGUCACCCUUCUCCGUUUGGACUGGACCAACCAAGUACCUCAAUCCCCACUGGCCAGACGAAUACAACAACAUCAAAUGGACUGCUCUCUUCCACUAGGAAAUUUCAAAUUCCGUAAUCGUUUUGGUCUGGGAAGCGAUUUGCACGUUUGGAGUCAAGCCAUGUGCAAUGCGAUGCAUUUCGGGGUACGGAUACGGACCGUUUGGGAUUGGCUUUGGAUGGAUCAACAGUCUUGUCAAUCAAUUAUAAUAGAAGAGAACAAGAAAACUAAGCGGACUCUUGGGUCUCCAUUGCAAUGCUACUUUCCACGUGCCGAACUGCAGUGUCCAAGCGAUUCAGAAAUAGUACUAGAACAUCCAAUCUUUGAUUCGGCCUUGUUCAAUAUCAGUGGAGGGCGACGACAGGGUACUGUCAAUUGGGAUUGUUCAUCCAUCCUGUCGUCGGAAAGUGGGGAUGGCAACGAAAUGCAAAGAAGAUUUCAGUUUCAAGAGGCUGGCAUGGAAUUUCUGUUUGGUCAAAUAUCACAGCAUGUAGUGGAAGAAGCAAAUCGACAACAUUUUCUUGUCUUUGGUAGUGGCAAUACAUCCCAAACUACUACUCCCAAUGAUUUGAUUACGGUCCAUAUUCGAUGGGGCGACAAGAAGCGCGAAAUGAAAUUGCUCCAAAUUCAACAGUACUUGAACGCUAUUGAUCAACUGGUGCAAGGGCGACCCCGACCCGUGGUCAAUGUCUUUCUAGCUACAGAAGACCCCGAGGCCGUCCAACAGUUUCAGCAACAGGCACCAACAGACUGGAAGAUAUAUAUCGAUCAAUUUUAUACCGAAUUGCUACCCCAUCGCAAUGGCAACGAAUACAAUGGAGUUCCCAAGGCUGCUACUGCCUUGGAGGGACGAAUGGGGACCAUUGCACUGGGCUCCUUGUUGGUGGCUCUGGAAGCGAACGAAUUUGUGAUUACGACCGAAAGCAAUUGGAGUAGAUUGUUGAACGAAUUGCGCAAAAGCAUUGUCGACCCAACUUGCCAUGGAUGCACCAAGGUGAUGGAUCUGAAACCAAUCCAAUCAAUUUGA
Cylindrotheca closterium is the source of this 1335-nucleotide messenger RNA. NCBI's taxonomy places the organism in Eukaryota, Bacillariophyta, Bacillariophyceae, Bacillariales, Bacillariaceae. The record is from the annotation of a GenBank genome assembly.